AUGAUGAUUCUCAUCUACGCUUUGCCGAUUUUACUGAUCCUUUUUGCGGUUGGAUGUGGUAGAAAGAAAACGCCUAGAGGAUCGAUACGCCGUCCAAAAGCGUCGAAGGCUAGAACUGCCGUGGGAAAUGAGAAGCUGAGCCCAGCUUCAUUGGUUCCGCUUCCACAGUCAACGCCAAAGAAGGCAGAAAGCAAGCACGAUGUGAAGCAUGAGAAAGGUUUCUUCUUCGCAGAAAAGAGCUGCAAAAGUGAGAAGAAAGCUUCGGAGACUAAAGAGACAAGCGAGGAGGAGAUCCUUCCAAAACCAAUCCAUCGAACUGAAAAAGCGGAAGCAAUCGUGAGGAAAAGCGACUAUCCAACUUUCAACGAUAUCUUGAGUGACCGUGACUGGGAGAGCAAAAGCAAGCAGAGCGCUUCCAGAAAAUCCGAAAUGAAGCUCGACCGAGAUCUCAAGAAGGAAAAGAAGGAAAACCUUGCGGAC
Messenger RNA from Mesorhabditis belari, 480 nucleotides. NCBI's taxonomy places the organism in Eukaryota, Metazoa, Nematoda, Chromadorea, Rhabditida, Rhabditidae. The record is from the annotation of a GenBank genome assembly.